This is a messenger RNA of Meriones unguiculatus (Mongolian gerbil), 2171 nucleotides long. It is a transcript of the gene Dffb, whose product is annotated as DNA fragmentation factor subunit beta. Gene Ontology annotation, biological process: apoptotic process; apoptotic DNA fragmentation. The coding region runs from base 100 to 1119 and encodes 339 amino acids. Gene Ontology annotation, cellular component: cytoplasm; nucleus. Gene Ontology annotation, molecular function: DNA endonuclease activity. The transcript is spliced from 7 exons. The record is from RefSeq and is a predicted model, not a curated record. NCBI's taxonomy places the organism in Eukaryota, Metazoa, Chordata, Mammalia, Rodentia, Muridae.
CCGGGUCGCGCUUGCGCAUCACAGUUCCGAGAGGGAGUGUUGCGGAGGCUCAGUCACUCUCUUCCCGUGCCAGCAGAGACCGCUGGUAGCAGCCCUGCAAUGUGCGCGGUGCUCAGCCAACCCAAGAGCGUCAAGUUGCGAGCCCUACACAGCGCGUGCAAGUUCGGCGUGGCGGCCCGGAGCUGCCAAGAGCUACUGCGCAAGGGCUGCGUCCGCUUCCAGCUCCCGAUCCCUGGUUCCCGGUUGUGCCUGUACGAAGAUGGCACGGAGGUGACCGACGAUUCCUUUUCGACCCUCCCUAAGGACACCGAGCUCCUGCUGCUCACCGCUGGCCAGACCUGGCAAGGCUAUGUGAGCGACAUCACACGCUUCCUCAGCGUGUUUAAUGAGCCACAUGCUGGGGUCAUCCAGGCUGCACAGCAGCUGUUGUCAGACGAGCAGGCCCCGCUGAGGCAGAAGCUAUUGGCUGACCUUCUGCAUCAUGUGAGUCAGAACAUCACUGCUGAGACCCGGGAGCAGGACCCAUCCUGGUUUGAAGGUUUGGAGUCUCGAUUCAGGAAUAAGUCUGGCUACCUAAGAUAUAGCUGUGAGAGCCGAAUCCGGGGUUACCUGAGAGAGGUGAGCGCUUACACCUCUGUGGUGGAUGCCGAAGCUCGAGAAGAGUACGUGCGGGUCCUUAGCUCUAUGAGCCAGAAGCUCAAGUCCAUGCAGUACAAUGGCAGCUAUUUCGACAGAGGUGCUGAGGCCAGCAGCCGCCUCUGUACUCCAGAAGGCUGGUUUUCCUGCCAGGGCCCCUUUGACCUGGAGAGCUGUCUUUCCAAGCACUCCAUCAACCCCUAUGGCAACAGGGAGAGCCGGAUCGUCUUCAGCACCUGGAACCUGGAUCAUAUAAUCGAGAAGAAGCGUACCGUGGUGCCCACGCUGGCCGAAGCGGUCCAGGACGGGAGGGAGGUGAACUGGGAGUACUUCUACAGCCUGCUCUUCACUGCUGAGAACCUGAAGCUGGUGCACAUUGCCUGCCACAAGAAGACCACACACAAGCUGCAGUGUGACCACAGGAGGAUCUACCAGCCCCAGACUGGACCCAAGAGGAAGCGGCCUGCUCGGAAGCGCCAGUGACUCGUGCUAUGCCGUCUUCGCAGUGACUACAGUGGUGAGGGGGCUUUGUUUUGUCACUCUAGAAGGUUCUAGAAAGGUCCUUAGCAGUCUUUCCAACAGAUCUUCCCAGUGCUUCCCCAGCCUCUGGCAGCCCCUCGUGUAGAGGACAGUGCUGGGUGCUCACUGGGUUCUGUGGCAGGGUCUUCACACUCAUGACCCAGGGCUGAAUGUGCCCACUGUGGUGUGGGGGAGGGUGCUGGUUUGUGCUCAGCUUUUAUGGCCUCCAUUUCCACUGCAAAUGGCAGCUCUGACUACAUUCCUCUGAAAGAAAUGGUGCUUCUGGGGUAAAUGUUUGCAUUUUAUAACGAACGUGCAGGACGCUCUCUGCUGAGCUGUUUAAAAUGGCAGAAGGUGGGAAGCCUUCCAGAUGUCUCCUGGUGGGAACAGCUGACUGUGGCCAUGUGAAACUGCUGUGUUUAAUGCGUUAAAUAAUGGCUGUCAUGAAUUUCAUAACUCAACACUGAUAAAUGUAUGCACAAUUGGAGCAGGUUUAAGCUUUUAUGUGUAGAAAUGGGAAGCUGUGAAAUGCACAGAUGGCUUACCUAUGAGGAGAAUGACCUUGAAUUGGUGAUCCUCCUGCCUCAUCCCUAGAGCUGGGAUUACAGGUGUGUACCACCACAGCUGGUGUUUGCUUUUGUAAAGUUGUCGUCUUGUGCCCAGAGACAGUCUGAGGAGCUGCCGUAGUGUGAAAGCAGCAGUCCUGGGGGGUUCUGCAGGGAUGGGAUUGGUCACCAGGUACCAAUCUCCUACAGCACCUGUUUUAUAGUACUUGAUUUCCUUUCCCGAGGCCGGGUCUCACUGUGUGGCUCUGGCUGGUCUGGGGCUCACUGUAUAGAUCAGGCUGGCCUGGACCUCAGAGUUCUGCCUCUGACUCCUGAGUGCUGGGAUUAAAGGUGUGUGCUACCACGCCCAGCCUGAGUUUAUUUUGGAAAUUAGCAUUUUACAUGUUCUUUAAUGUUUGGAUUUAUACAUGUGCCAUGUAAUCAGAAAAACAAUAAAGUGUUUAAGAAAUA